CUAUUUCGGUCAUGACAUUCGUUCAGUCUGCAUUUGACUUGCGCUACGUUCGGUUCGUUUAGUUAAAGCUCUCUGCUGACAUUCGCUCUGCGACUGCGACUGCGACGGCGCCUGCGCGAAACGUCAAGUGAAAGAUUUCGUCGGCUGUUGUUAUUUUCGUUGUGAGUGCGGCGGGUGCAUGUUAACGGUAAAUCGUGUCUGCCGAAUCAGAGUAGCGAACGCUUGCGCGGCCGUGACAAGAAUUUUGCUGUGGCAUUCGCCACAAAUGUUCGAAGAGUUAAUGAAGUGCAAAAAUGUUUGUUGUCUCCGACAUUGUUGUUGCUGUUGAAAUCGUUGUUGGUGUCUCCGAAUUGGUGUUGCUGUCGUUGUAAAGCUGAGUCUGCUGUGGGUGCUGCAGCCGCAGCAGGCGCUGUGAACAAUUUGAUUUGCGGUUUGCAACGCCUGACCCAGGCCUUGGCCCUAACCCUAUCUAAUCAACUGUCAAGUGAAAAUUGUGAAGAAAACUUUAAGCUGAGUGGGGCUCUGUGAAAGAUCUGCCGGCCUCCCCCUUGAGACAAACGGAAAUCUACGCAAAAACUACGCACAGAGUUUGGCAAUUCGCAAUUGGCAAUUCCCACGCCAUGUCCAUGGAACCGAAGUUGUUGAAACAGCUGCUGCUGAAGAACCACCAGGACGCCAUCUACCAGAACCAGUGCCAGUCCCUGUGCCUGCCCAUGGCGGACAGUCGGGAGCGAAUUCGCGGACCGUCGCGCGAUGGCCGCGAGUUUCUGACCAGUCCGCGCCAGGUGCUGCGCCGGCUGAUGCUGCUCUCGGAGGGCCGGCAAUAUCGGGAGGCGGCGGGCGUGGUGGGUCGCUUGGGUCCGUCGGUGCUGCACUCGGUGAUCGCGGAGCUGCCCAUUGAUCUGCUGCUGGAGCAUCUGCCGCACAGCGCCUAUCUGCUGGAGUCGUUCUACACAAGGCUAACCACGCUGAACAGCACGCCCAAGCCGGAUGUGCCCAGCGAGACGGUUGUUUGGCAGCUGGUGCGCCUCUUUGCCAACCCACACGAGCCCGGCCUGCGACAGCGCUGCUCCAAGCUGAUGCAGGCGCUGGCCCAGUAUGAGCCCGGGCUGAGGCAGGUGCUGCGCGAACGGCGGCGCAGCUUCGACAAUGCAGUGCAGGGAUUGGGCGUGCAUGGACUGACCACAGAUGCCUCCGGGCAGCUGAUAUCGUUGCACGUGGCGCUGAAGGCGGAGCUGCAGCGGCACGUGGACACCUACAAGAUGGCCAUACACAAGCUGGAGGAGCUGAGCAUGGUCACGAGCAAUCAGGACCCGGCGCACUCCUCCCACCAGCGGCUGCUGGCCAUCAACUACGGCGACAUCCAGCAGCGCCUGAUUGACAACAAGACCCUGCUGACCAUGCUCGAUAAGCCGGCGCUGAAGCAGCUCCACACGCUCGUCGAGAAUCUCAGCACGCGCGUCGAGAACGACAAGGAGGUGCUGUCCUGUGUGGGCCAGGUGAAGCGCCUGGAUGCCCAGGCACACAUCGAGAAGCGCCCGGCCGCCGGCCUGCUGAUGAACUUCUCGCGCGGCUGCGAGGUGGUGCUCCACAUGAUGGGCCCGGAGAGCGUGCCGCCCAGUCCGCUGGCGGCCAACAAAGCCACAGCCGCGGGCAGCGCCGGCGGCAGCAGCUGCAGCGACGGCUACCACUCCGACGACUCGGCCAGCGAGGAUGGCAGCGAAUUGGUGUCACACUAUCGAAAUCUCUACAUCGAGAACCGAGCAGACGCCCUGGAGGCGUUGGACAGCUUGCCCCAGCUCAAGCACGUCCACAGUCUGAAGGCCAAGAUACUCUUCUCCAUGAUUGUGCUUUCUUUUCGCCUGUGCCACGGCAUGCGGGAGCGCAAGGUGUUGGAGGUGCGCCGCGUGCUCAACUGCGCGCUGGACAGCAGCAGCGAGACGGCCCUGGCCCUGGACCGUUCGGUGCGCCAUCAUCUGCACGAGACAACCGAGAGCUUUCCGCUGGGCGAGAUCGAGCGAUCCGUGUUCAAUCAGGUGCUGUCCACGCUGCACGAGUAUCCCUGCUUGGAAUCCUGUCCGCCGCUGACGCACUUCGUCAGCGCCUGCGUGCGACUGGCCUGGCGCAUGAUUAACCAAAAGGCGCCCUACUAUCUGGACACUGAUUUCAAUCUGGGUUUUCUGCGUCCCGAGAAGCACGAACGCCACCCGCAGUCGGAUCGUCGCUCGGACCUGAUCAAGGCCUUCCUCUGGCCCGCUCUGAUGCAGAACAACCAGUGCGCCUUCAAGGCAGUCGUGGCCACCUAGCUGACCCAGCCGCCUACUUAACUAG
Messenger RNA from Drosophila arizonae, 2331 nucleotides. RefSeq lists its product as uncharacterized. The record is from RefSeq and is a predicted model, not a curated record. Lineage: Eukaryota; Metazoa; Arthropoda; Insecta; Diptera; Drosophilidae. Gene Ontology annotation, biological process: mitophagy by internal vacuole formation; mitochondrial protein catabolic process. Gene Ontology annotation, cellular component: mitochondrial outer membrane.